UUGGCUUUUUUAUAGCGUUCACUUUUAAAAUUGAACAAUAAUUUCAUACCAGCAGAGCGACACUUUAAACAUACUAAUUAUUUCAUUCCGUAUACGCAUGCUAUUAUGUAAUAACAGGUAAAGCGCUAGCGAUCUCGCCAACUGUGACCCAAUUCCAUUGCAGCAAGCUACCGUCUGCGCUAACCCAGUGCGACUGAAAGUGAUGUUGCGUGUGUGUGUGUUGCUUUGGGGAGCUAGGCCUUGCCCUUGAUCUCCAAACGAAGAGGAAAAGUGGCGCUCGUCGUACUGUCGGUGCAGUAACCGGGAUUUUGUUGUGCAAUCGGUUCGCCGGGCGAUGUUGGUGGAUGGAUUGGCCGACACUUGUUCAGCCUCGACAAUGAGCAGCGACAAUAGCAACAGCUCGUCGAACGGCAACUCCACGGCCGCACUGCCCGUCGUCUCGUCCGGCGCCGUGCUGAGCUCCUCGGGCCCGCCGCCCCAGCCGCCGCAGCACGGAGCUGCCGAUGGCUACCCGGACGCUCCCGACACCAAGGAGGGCAUCGAGGAACUGUGCCCCGUGUGCGGCGACAAAGUGUCCGGCUACCACUACGGCCUGCUCACAUGCGAAUCGUGCAAGGGUUUCUUCAAACGCACUGUGCAGAACAAAAAGGUCUACACGUGCGUGGCUGACCGCAGCUGCCACAUCGACAAGUCGCAGCGCAAGCGAUGCCCCUUCUGUCGCUUCCAGAAGUGCCUCGACGUCGGCAUGAAACUCGAAGCGGUGCGAGCGGACCGCAUGAGGGGCGGCCGCAACAAGUUCGGCCCCAUGUACAAGCGCGACCGGGCCCGCAAACUGCAGAUGCUGCGCCAGAAGCAGCUCGCCAUGUCGCAGUGCAGCUCUGCCGGCGGUUCGGAGGCGUCGGGUGCCGGUGGGCCGCUGUCCGUCGGCUCGGCCGCGGGAGUCCACUACGCGCUGCCCCCGUCGGCGUCCGUCUCUUCCCCGGGCCUCUACUCGCCGGAGCCCGGUGGUCCCAUCAAGCAGGAGAUUCAGAUUCCCCAGCUGAGCUCUUCGACGAGCUCGCCCGACUCUUCGCCCUCGCCACUUGCGGGACUCGUGGGUCAGCCCAUGGCGCUGGUGCCGCAGCAGCACCCUACGCAGCAGCAGCAGCAGCAGCAACAGCAGCACCAAGGGCAGCAGCAGCAGCAACCGCAAGGUCCUCCGCCCGGGGGCCCGCCGUCGGCAGCCGCGCAGCAGGGUCACUACGCCACAGCGCCCACCGCGGCCCAGCCGGACAAGACGGCCCCGCCACAGGCGCCGCCCGCCCCCGCCUGGCUGACGCAGGGCCCUUCCUCUCCGCCGAAGCCGUUCCCAGCGGCGUACGAGCCGGGCCCUCUGGUCGCCCCCGACGAGGCGAAGGUGCCGGCGCUGGUCCGCGAGUUCCAAAAGAACAUGCUGGACGACAAGGAGUGGCAGACGCAGCUCUUCGGGCUGCUCCAGAACCAGACGUACAACCAGUGCGAAGUCGACCUCUUUGAACUCAUGUGCAAGGUCAUCGACCAGUCCCUCUUCGCCCAGGUCGACUGGGCGCGCAGCACCAUCUUCUUCAAGGACCUCCGGGUGGAUGACCAAAUGAAGUUGCUGCAGCAGUCAUGGAGUGACAUGCUAAUCCUGGAUCACGUGCACCAGCGGCUGCACAAUGGCUUGCCAGACGACACCACCCUACCUAAUGGCCAGAAGUUCUCGCUCGUGUCACUGGCGCUGCUGGGGCUGCCUGCGCUGGCUGACCAGUUACAUGCACUCGCCGCUCGGCUGCAGGAGCUGCGCUUUGACCCCGUCGACUAUGUCUGCCUCAAGUUCCUGCUCCUGCUCAACCCAGACGUGCGGACUUUGAGCAACGUGCGACUGGUGCAUGAAGCCCAGGAACAGACCAAGCAGGUCCACCUCGAGUACUGUCUCAACAACUACCCUCAGAUCACCGACAAGUUUGGCCAGCUUUAUCAGAUGCUUCCGAGUCUGAAGCUCAUCAGCACACGCGGGGAGGAGUACCUCUUCUACAAGCACAUGAGCGGCAGUGCCCCGUCACAGACGCUCCUUAUGGAGAUGCUCCACGCCAAGAAGAAAUAGCAUCCGGCUCCUCCGCCCGCCCCCACGCCCCUCCGCCGGAAACGUCUCGACCGGAAGAACCCCGACCGGAACCUGGCCCGCUCCGCGUCCGUGUGAGAAACAGCGCGCGCCCUCUCCUCCUCCGCCUCUCGUCCUCUGCCCAUUUCGUACUACCCCGCCGGGGCUGCGUCCGGCCCAGGGAGCCAUGUGGCCGGGCCGGCCGCGGCUUCAAGCGGAGUGUGCGGAUGACAUUUUCUCUUGGGAUACAAACAGUAAAAAAAGUGAGCACGAGAAAGGGGGGUCUGCCUUCUCUGUGCAGGCCCGGCGGUCAGUGGGGAGCGCCUAUGUGAGAGCUCUAGCGUUCAGUAACAAGCUUGUCGUCUCGUGUACACAACACACGUGGAUGUGAUAGUGUGUGCUUGUGCGUGCAUUCAUAUGGGCGUUGAUGCCUGGCCAUCCCCGUGCAUGCGUGCCGAGUGAGUGCAGAUGUAUAGUAUAUAUAUAUAUAUAUAAUAUGAAUAUAUAUAUAUAUAGAUCCACACACAUACACACACACACAUAUAUGUACCUAUGUACCAGUGUACACGAAAGAGAAAUAGAACAACAUUGAGGUGUGCAAAGAACAUUUAGUGCCACCCGGCACUUUCUGGCUUGCCUGAUGUGUCGUGUGGGCCACAAAUUCUGCAAGGAGGUGUUGCGAGCUCUACAACUCAACAGGGACUCUGCACAAUGUUACGGAGCUUGUGUUGGUGGUGAGACCUUAAUAGGAGAGGUUUUGUCCUUUUCCUCUUUCCAUUCUUUCGUCUUUUGUCUUUUUCUUGUCUUGUCCCUGUCAUCUUGCUUUUGCUUCCAACUUCCUUUCCUUUUGGACGUGACGGUGUGCAUGCUGUUUUUUGUUUGAGUGCAUCAGUUCACAAGUUGCAUUGGCAUCAGGCUAGACGAGUGAGUGAGAAAGGACUUUUCUCUUUCCCCUUACGAGACUGGACAGACUCAGGGAAAAGAAAUUUGUGUGAGAGAGAACAAAGAAGAGGGAGACGUCCACCCCACCUGACAUUCUUUGUUUCUUGCAUGGAUGACUGUCGCAUGCUUUACCCUCAUUUUUAACUUGCUCGUUAUUCACAGUGGUGUAUGCCAGAUUUGUCUAGAGUAUUUCUUAUAACUAUGUUUCUUCCAUCAUUGCUUACUUUCACGUUUUUUCGUGGAGUGACCUUUCAUCUAGUUCAUUGUGCUGGGCACCCCACACUGUCAUUUCUUUUCUUACUGCUGCUAUUAUCGCCUCAUCUCGUGAACAUUUUUCAUCUCGCAGAAGAAUCGAAUUUCCCAGCCCGCCUCCUUGUGCAUUAAGCCAUGCCAACCAUCAUCACCAGAGCCGAGCAUCUGUGUCAUCCUUUGUUUUUUAUUGUUAAUGUUUGAUCGCUGCACAGAAUGCUACUUGGAAAGGUUGUGAAAGGCUCCAGUGUUUUCCUUUUUUUUUUCUUACGGAGCAGGAUUGAUGCUCUCGGCACUGUUUCCUUUUUGGAGAAAUAAUUCAAAUCGUAGUGGUGACCCUGUUAGGAGUGUGCAAGUGCUCAUUACAUGCCUGACCACGAAAAGUGCAUAAUGAGCCUGAUAUUGAACUGAUGUCUCCAAGUGUAUCAAGUUCAAUAUUUCAAUAGCUUGCUUGAUCCUUUAUAUUUGGGGACAGAAGCUUUACUAGAAAAAUGCUUAUCGUUUUCUGCUCAGGAUUAUUACAACCUGAAACGUUUUAUAAAAAGUGUCUCUUCUAAAGUGUUAACUUUUAUCACUACUUACAUUGCUGUAGUUUUACUUGUUGUUAUUCAGAAAUAUAGGUGCUUAAUUGAAAGCAAGAUAUUUUUGCAAUGCAUUUAAUUUUUCUUUUGGAAAUUAGGAGAAAAUCAUGAUUCAUAGGUUCGAUAAGUGUGAAUUUAUUUCUGGAGGAAAACUACGUGGUUCAAGUCAUGGAUUUUUGCAUGUCGUUAACAAUUUUCUACAGUUCAGGCUCAGAACUGACUGUGGUCAUCCUAAUGCAGGCAGAAUGGUGCAUCUCUAAUCACUUCCUAUCUUAGCAUACAACAAAAGUCCUGUGUUGCUUGUAAAGUUUAUGCAUGCCACUUGCGCUUUUUGCUGAGGUAGAUAUUGUGUAGAGUAUGCUUAAUUACUCUCUGUUCAGACACUUGUCCAACCUUUUUUCCUUCUUUUUUUUUUCAGAUAUUUUAAUUUCUGUACAAGUGUUCAAUGCAACAAGGAGGUGUUUAUUUUAAUGAUGCCAUGUCUUUCUAUCAAGUUUACUUAGACCUUGUGAACAUCUGGUUUUAUUAUUUCAAAGAAUUAACCAAAACAGGUUGAGGCAAAUAUGCUUCUCUCAAUCCCCGCCAAAUCUUCUGUUGCAGUGCCGAGGCAUCAUUGACUGAAGUUAUAAGGUGUGUGUGCAGGUGACUGCCAAGUUUGGACUGUUAGGCUUGUUUGUGGCACAUGCUGCCUCCCUCACGUUAGGAUGCACUUUCAUGACCAUUUGUGAAAGCUAUAUACUUACAUAGCAAAUACGUGUAGGACUGACUGGGUGCAGCAACAAAGCAUGUUCAACGCAGCUCAAUGUGUUUUAGUUUUGUUUUUUAGCUUGUUCUUUGUUGACGACCCUUGUGGUCAGUGUGUACAUAGACCACUGUCUUUAUCACAGAUGUUUUUAUCUUGAUAGCACAGUAGAGGUGCAUACAUCAUUUUAUUUUUUUUUCCCCUUUAUGGCGCGAGUUCCUUCAGUGCAUGUUUUUUUUUCUUUGAUAUUGUUUUUGUCAACGAAUAUGUGUGCUUGAAUAUUGAUGCCCUCAUUUGCGAGCAUAUAAACUGAUCACACCCUUUCUUUUUUUUUUUACCGAUUUAUGUAUGAGGAAUUAUUUAGUGUAAUUCCUGUGCAAUACUUUCUUUUUCCAUAAAUCUUUCAAACUGAUUAUGUGAAGGCUUGGCAUUGGAAGCCCCUCAUGUGGCAGCAUUAUCAACUUAAUCGAAUUUGGAUGACAGAUGUAAGAGAUUUCGUAGAGAAGCUGUGUUUUUAUUUGACAUCAUGCUUUUUGUAUUUUUCUGCACGCAGUGCACAUUUGCUCGUGAUAUUAGCGUUCCACAGCCAGAAGUAAGCACAAUGUUCAUGUCAGUUCAGAUCAUUGUAUUUAAUUGAUGUUCAUCAUGUGCUCCCUUGUUACAUAGUGUACUUCACAACUGGAGGUUUGCUUUGGCAGCUUUGAACUACUGUGAAGUUUGAACUAAACAAAGAUGGAUAAUAGGCCGUAAGAGCCUGUUUGUUGCAGCACCACUGGUUUGUAUGAAAUGCAGCCUCCAUUGAAUCAUGAGCGCUAAUGUAAUAACAAUUACCCACCAUUUUCCCCAUUUCUGAGGGGAAAACAAAUGAAAACAUGUGUACAGAUCAUUAGAUUCCAGUCUCUUGUCAUCACGGUUGCAAGUAUUAAGAGAAUGAAUCGGAAGUUGUAACACACCGUCUGCACCCGCACAUUUUUUUUCUUCAUUUGAACUAGUGCUUUUGUUACAAUGUUGAUGAAGGUCUGAGUGGCUCUCAUUGAACUCCACUGCCAACCUACACACCACGAGGAGUGCAUUACUGCUGCAUGACUGGGGAGAAAAAGGAACAUUUGCAUCACUGUGCUUGCUGUUGCAGCCAUGCUGUCAUGUGACCCAUACUGUGCAGAAAGUUUCAUCACGGGCUUUGCUUGCUUCUAGUAUUUGCAGCAGCUAGUUUCAGCUGUCUUGCUGACAUCCCUUUCCUGCUUGCAGUAUUUUUAAAGGGAUGGAUGCUUAAUGCUUUAGUUGAAUACUUGUGUAUAGGCAGGCGCCAUUGUAGUGCAUGAAUGAAUGCAUCCUUUACAUUUUCAUUGACAUGUGGCAGGCUUCUGCAACAUGGGUGUAGUGGAAUUGGUUAUGUGGCAAUUUGAACUGUUUGCCAUGAAUCUAAACCAGUUUUUAGCGAGAUUUAAGCAGUGUUUCUUCUUUAUUCAAGCGUAGUACAAAUACCUAGAUAGAUAUGUUUUUUGGAAGACAUUGGAGGAAGUUCAAACCCAGCUUCUGAAAAGCAGCCAUUUACGUUUUACAUAUACAUCUACUUGGGUGAACAAAAUAACACACUUUCGGGUGUCACCCCCUGCAGUGGCUUAGCAGCUUUGGUGUUGUGCUGCUAAGUACGAAGUCGCUGGUUCGUUCAUUUCGAUGGGGCUGAAAUGCAAAAACAUUUGUGAACUUUGAUUUGGGUGCACAUUAAAGAACCUCAGGUGGUCAAAAUUAAACUGAGUCCCCCAUUAUGGCAUGCCUCAUAAUCAUAUCGUGGUUCUGGCACAUAAAACCCCAGGAUUUAAUUUUAACACUUGGGUGUCCUUCUCACUUCAUUUAGGUGCAGAGUUGCUAAGUGACUUGUCCUGGUUGAUCUUAUAGCAGUGCUCUUACAUUAAUUUUAUAAUUUGCUGAGCUGCAUUCUACUUGUUUGAUUUUAAUAAUAAAUUUUUCCCCUCUCUUUUAGUAAACCAUGGAGUUAUUCUCACAUUGCCCUGUGUUUAUAGAAACAUAGAAUAGGUGGUGGGGGCUAUUGCACUGUGCAACCUUUUCUGCUCUGAAUUUGCCACUCCCAAUGUCUCUUAUGGCUUGGAGAUUUAAUGGACACAAUCUGUGAGCGAGGUUGGGCUGUUUAAAUCUUGGUAAAACAUGGUAUACAUUUGUCAUAUUGCUUUGUUUAUUCUUGUUCAAACUAAAAGAACAUAUUAGUAACAUUUGAACAAAUUCAACUGAAGGUGCUGCAGUGAGGACUGUUUACUUAUGCUUAACUCUAAAUUCAGACAUUACAUAGAAUUUUCAUUCAGUAUUUCAUGGUAGAUUGUUUUGAAAAGACACCCAUUUGUGCACUUGUAUUUACCCUAUUUUUUAAAAUUUUUUUUUGAGGGGGAUAGCUUGGAGGGGGCGGAUUCCCCAAGUGUACUGUACAAGGGAACGUAAAAACAAAAAAAUUUUGUUUGGUAUUAUUAAUGGCACUUUCAGCAAAAGUUGUAUACUACACCACUACUGUCCUGCUAUCGCACAGACCUUGUCAGGUAUUGAUAAUAGGAUAUCAUUUCCAGUUCAGCUGCACCCAUGUUGCAGGAACACAGAGACUACAAUUUAUGGCACAAACCAUUUUGUUGGUGCUGUUUGGCAGAACAGCAUUGUUUUUUUUAGCAAACUGAUUUAUAUUUAUUUUUUUUAAUUUUUGCGCAUGGUUUGUGGUUGUAGUUGCAUCGGUUAGAAACGCACAAGGAUGUUCCACAUUGUGGACCUGGUCCUCUUAGCUUGCUCUUGCUCGCACAAGGCUCAAGGGGCGCCUGUCCGCAAAGAAAAGUAAGAAUAGGGUGUAGUAAGAUUAAGUAUGGUGAUAUACAGUUUGAGAGCAGUGGUUAUUGUUGGCUGUUGGAAUUGAGAAAACAAUGUUCUCAGAGUACGGCCCUUAGGAGAAUAUUACUGCAGGCACUUCUGCAAAUGUGUUGUAUAUUCCUUUUGUCUUCUUUAUUUUUGCGCCUAGAUUUAAAAAGUAAUGCGAUGUGGUGAGACAUUUGGAGCAUGAUGAAUAGUUAUCAAGAUGUGCCUUAUAUAUACCAGAAUAACCUAUUAAAUGAGAAAAGUAAAAUAAUGUGUGUGCGACUUUUCAAGGAAUUCAAGCCUGAUAGUUGCACCACCUUGAAGAUACGAGGCAUAGCACUUAAGCAUCCCCUCCCCCUUGGUGAAAGGAAAAAACUUUGAGAAGCCCCGAUGUCGCUCUCCGCAAAGCCUCACCUGGCAGUCACCUCUAGCUUAUGGGGCAACUCUCUCGACAUGCGCUUCCUCAUCUCGGAGCCAUGGGUGCCUCCUCACGCUUUGUGGCACAUUGACUGAGGUCAUGUCGGAGAGAGCGACCAGCUUUAGCAACCAUUGCCCCAUAAAUAAGGACAACGAAGCCUAAGAUAACAUGUGGCUUCCGCCACACUUCUUGCAAUGCAUCCGAGACUGUUGGGGCCUGUCCUCAGUUUUUUCCUUGCUCCAUGCCUUCCCCCCUGCCCGUUUUUAUUUUGCGAAGAGGCGUUCCCGAGACAGCCCUGUACGCCGCUGCUACGCAUCGCCACUAGUCAGCAAUCAGCGAAUUGAUAGAAGAGUUAUCCUUCAUUAUCUGUUCCAUGUUGUUGUAGUUUCUGAAGUGAUUGGAACCCCACAUUUGUGCUUUGCAAGAGUGGCUGUUACAUCAUGCGGCCAAGGGCCCUGCCUUGGGAUAAGUUUCCUUGUUUUCAUGAUAGCGAAGCGAAAUGCACAGAUUGCGUGCAUGCACACGUUGUGAGCAGCCUUCAGGAAGCAGUUAUUCUUUGUGAUGCAAGCUGAAGGCAGGGUCUUUGAAUGCCCUUGGUGACAGACAUCCAUACUGGAAAGAAAGUUGCAGUUUUACUCCUGUACUGUGUUGUUACUCUACCCUUGUGAAAGUAUCCGUGUACAUGCAUAUUCCAUAACCAUAUUCUGAAUGUACAUGCCGAUCUCAGAAGAAAUGAAUAACCGUCUUGUUGUGUGUGUAAUCUCAUCCAUUUCUUUUCCCUUUGAUGCAUAUUUGUGUCCCUGCCCCCACUUUUUCUUUUGCAUCUUUUGUUGUACCCUGAGCCAUGAAUCGCUUGCAAAUUGCACUGCUGUUAUUGUUAAAAAAAAAGAAAAGAAAGCAUUGAGGAAACACAUUCUUCUUUUGUUACCGCAUACUACAUUUACCGUGUAUGAUAGGAUGAGAAUUGAGAGGGAAAAGAAAAACACAUUGUUGGAACUUGCAUUUUGACACUGCCUUUUCUAUUCAAUUUUACAACCCACAUCUUGAGUGGAAAAUGAAAAUUUUGAUCGACCUUGUACAUUUCAUUCUAAGCUUUUUAGUAUGCUCUUGCUUUCCUGUUUUAUUCCUGUUUUCUUGAGCAAAAAAGAAAAUGAAUGAGACAACAUUUGAAAAGUUGGUUCGCUAAAGAAAACGUUUGUACAAGGAAUCUUCACCCACUGUUGAACUGUGUAAAUAAAUUGUUGAUAUUUGAA
This is a messenger RNA of Dermacentor andersoni, 9136 nucleotides long. RefSeq names its product ftz transcription factor 1 (gene ftz-f1). Gene Ontology annotation, molecular function: RNA polymerase II cis-regulatory region sequence-specific DNA binding; zinc ion binding; nuclear receptor activity. The record is from RefSeq and is a predicted model, not a curated record. NCBI's taxonomy places the organism in Eukaryota, Metazoa, Arthropoda, Arachnida, Ixodida, Ixodidae. Gene Ontology annotation, biological process: regulation of transcription by RNA polymerase II; tissue development; hormone-mediated signaling pathway. Gene Ontology annotation, cellular component: RNA polymerase II transcription regulator complex.